UAGUUCUUUCUUGUAUAGAUGUUGGUAGCAAUGUUCCGGUUCCCUUCAUAAGUUUUACAAGUACGCCAUGAGCCAAAAUUUGUGAAAAGGGAGUGUAAUUUGUUUUGAGUUUUAUACAUUAAAAAGUCGAUUAAACGUUUUAAACAAUGUCAUCUGCUGGCUCCAGUGGAUCAGGCCGUGGAAGAGGAGGACAAGCUGCUGUAGGUGAGCAAAAGGAAAGUAAAGAAUCAAAACCUAAUCCGAAAAUGUCAAAAGCUCUUGGAACUUCCGCCAAGAGAAUUCAGAAAGAGUUAGCUGAAAUAACUCUAGAUCCUCCUCCAAAUUGCAGUGCUGGCCCAAAAGGUGAAAAUUUCUAUGAAUGGGUUUCAACUAUUCUUGGCCCUCCUGGAUCUGUUUAUGAAGGGGGUGUGUUCUUCCUGGAUAUACAUUUUUCACCAGAGUAUCCGUUUAAACCACCCAAGGUCACUUUCCGCACUAGGAUUUACCAUUGUAAUAUUAACAGCCAGGGGGUUAUUUGCUUAGACAUCUUGAAAGACAACUGGUCACCAGCUUUAACUAUUUCUAAAGUGUUACUCUCAAUUUGUUCCUUGCUUACUGACUGCAAUCCAGCUGAUCCACUAGUAGGCAGUAUAGCGACCCAAUACCUACAAAACCGAGAAGAGCACGAUCGCAUUGCGCGAUUGUGGACCAAGCGUUAUGCCACGUGAUUCUACUUCCCCCUAAGACAUAGCUUCACACUUCCAUCUUUCAAGAUCACUCCCUUUGCCAAACAGAAUGGCAAAAAAAUUCAUCUUUAUCAUUUUUCAUUUAGGUUAGGCUAUGUGUAGAAUUUUACGCUGAAACAUAUUAAAUCAAGAUAUUGUUUAAGUUCAUUAUACAAUAUGUUUAGUUUUCGAUUAGAUAUAGGGGACUGAAGGAAGCGAUAAAAUCGGAAACAUUGCUUAUACCACUAUCGUUGUUUACUCGCCGAAUGAUGGCGGAGGACGAAGCGACGGAGUUAAAAUCGGCGAGAAUCAGGUGCAUUAGCGUGGGAAGUGGGGACCGUCUAAUACGCGUGCAGUGUUGCCAUUUAUAGGUCGUAUAUCUAAUUUAAAACUAAACAUGCUGUAUAUGUAUAGAUCAAUUUGUUGUUAAGAAUUCAACAAAAUGCAAUAUUUAUCGAAGGGAGCAGCGAUUUUUUUAUAUUUGUAUCUUUGUUUUGUAACCUCUCUUUCAUUCAGGUAAGUCAUAUAAUAAGAAUUAAUUUAAAUUUCAAAAAUUGAAAGAUUGACAUUGUAUAGUUAUGUGUUGGUUGUGGGUUGUGGUUGUGGAGCAUUCACUUGAAAACCAACAAUAGUAGUACUUGUAGCAAUAAAAAUAAUAUGUGCUGACACUUAUGUUCCUUCUUAAUUUUAUUUUUUCUGUGCAAGUUCAAAUUCUCUAAUUUUAGCGUGAAAUGUAAAGAGAAAUGAGGAAAUUAAAAUUACACCAGCUUAUUUUUUAAUUAUGCAUACUAAAUUAAUUUAAACAAUAUCUUGAUAGGAUUUAUCAAUGUUUUCAGAAUUCUUACACGCUAACCUAAGAUUUUUGUCUGUCUUCAGUGUUUUGCAUACUUAUAACCAUUCAUUUUUGUUUAGUUUUUAACGGAAUAGGAUAAAAUAAAUUUUUGUGAAUAAAAUAUACUCUUUUUAAAGAGAAAAUUGUAUAAUAUAGUCUCGUCAUUUUUGUUUUUAAAACUAAGUGUCUGGAAAAAUGGAGAAAUAUGUAUGGACGAGAAACUUCGUUGUUUUGAUUAUUGCUUAGUUGUAAAAGAGGAUACAUAUUGUAACCAAAAAGUGUUGCUGAGAGUAUGAAUCCAAUUAUAACCUACUAUUGUUUUUCUGCCUGAAAUGUCUCACUGCAUUUAGUGAGAGUUUCGGCAUAAACGCAUUAGAGAGUCGUGGACGCGAUAAUCACGAACAAUACAGUAGAAGACUUGAGAUUCGCAUUAAAGAUUGAAUCAAGGCCUCGUCCCGUCCGCGACUUUCAAAUGCGUUCAUGAACAUUAAAAACAACGUAAAGAAUCUGAGCUAGACUAGCCCGCGACGAGUCGCGUCUGCGACUCUAAGAGUAAGAACAGAACAAGUGGGUCGCGGUGGAGGUCGCGGUCGCUGCCGAUAUCCAUGUAAAACAAACACAUUGUGGCAGAGAACAGAGCAGGUAAGUCGAGGUGGAGGUUUAGCGCGAUGCCAUCCAGGAGGUUUACAUCGAUGUCAUCCAGGAGGUUUACAUCGAUGCUUUUGAAAAUAAAAAGAGUUUGUUUUACAUGGAUGUCUACUGCGCGGCCUACAAGGAUGAUUCCGUGUGAUUGGUCCGUUCGAAGCCAAGUUGUCAUUACCUGCGCUAUCCGAGUUGAUACUUUUUAUAUAAUCUCUUUUUUGUACUCAGUUUAUUUUUGAAUUUCUAAAGUAAUUAAAUUCAGUAAAUUUUUGAAAUAUGAAGGAGGAUCUGAUUAUUUACAGCUGAAAUUUCAUCACUAUCAUCACUUGCCUGACACAACAUCGCAAAAGCACAGUUUUGUCAUUCAAAUUUCAUUAAACUACUUCACUUGAUAGUGAUUCUAGCUCGAAUGACAGCGCAGGUGACCUCCUUGCUAUGUGCUGUCGACAUCGACCGCGACUUAACUAGUAGCAUCCACCGCGACCUACACCUCCACCUCGACCCACUUGUUCUGUUCUUACCCUAAUAGCGAGACCCCAUUAGUGCGCUGCGUUGCGUUGCGACGUCGCAACGGAACAACGGAUCGGGACGAGGCCCCAUCAAUGCGUUGCUCUGAGUCGCGUUGAUCAGUUGCGAUGUCUCAACGGAUCGACGGACAAGGGUGUUCUGCGAUGUUCCGUUGCAACGUCGCAACGCAACGUGCUAAUGAGGCCUCGCAAUGUCACAACGCAACGUGCUAAUGAGGCCUCGCCCUAAUGCGUUUCUGCCUUUAGCAAACAUACACUAGCAGAAACACUUUGGCCUUGGUUAUUUGUGUGUAUUAAUAUGGAGUUUCCAUUUUCCUAUACAAUGAAAACAAAGUAGUUAUAAGAGUCAUAGUAGCGGAGGGUAUUUUUGCCGUUUCAUUUCAUUAAUGAAAUAAUAUCAACAAUAAAGGUGAUAGGGUUAAAACAGUGAUAUGAUAUUUAAACGAACUUUCGGUAUUUCCUGGGGAUAUUCUUUCAGGCUGAACCGCAUGUAAAAUGAUAAAACUAUACCAGACAGAAAAAUUAUUUAAAUAUAUUCUAUUAUCUUCUUUUAUCAUAAAGUUGUUAGUACUACCUCGGUCUGAUAUCUAUACAAAGAAGAAAUGCGUGAUAUAUACGAGGUGUGGCAAUUAAAUAAUCGAACUGAUACAUCAAUUACAUUAUAAUGUACUGUCCUUGCCGGUCUCUACGACGCUCCGAAUUUUCCAUUAUUUUCUCCGAAAGCAGUGCUGGAAGUCCGCUCUGUCAGCCUCCACACUAUCAAAUAUCAUCAUCAUUCUCCUUGCCUUAUCCCUAUGCGGGGUCGGCUUCCCUAAUUACAUUUUUCACAUAAUUCUAUCUUGGGUCAUAUCAAUAUUAAUCCCCUUUACCAACAUGUCCUGCCUAAUCGUCUCCCCCCAUGUCUUCUUUGGUCUUCCUCUCCUACUCUUAGGAAUCUGCACUUCAGCAAUUCUUCGUAUUGGGUGAUUAACGUCUCGACGUUGAACAUGACCAAACCAUCUCAACCUAUGCUCUCUCAUUUUGGCAGGGGUCCAGGUCGGGCGAAUAUGGUGAGUGAUUCAAUCAUUCUUGAUUCCUCUUGCUCUGGAGUGAGAACUUCGUAUUAUUAGUGGUUCUUCCAAAUUUUUUACGGGCACUUCCUAAUUCCUGAAGAGCUCGAUUUUUGCUGAUAAUCCAAAAAUCACAGGGAUCCAAAUCGGGCGAAUACGAUGUGUAAUCCAAUCAUGCUCGAAUCCUUUUGCUCUGAAGCGGGGACUUCGCAUCUUGGUUAUUCCUAAUUCCUGAAGAUCUCGAUUUUUGUGGAUCAGUUUACAAUUUUUUAAAUGUUGUAUGUUCUUGAUGUUGAGAGUGGCCAAGUAAUCGUCUUCGAUCGUUUCAAGGGGCCCCGCAAUGGUAUUUUCCAACGAGACUACUCAAGGAUUUAUGAGCAAGAUUGAGCGACAUUUAUCUAUACCCAUCGAACUCAGGUUCGGAAAAGCAUAAGCAGGCACAGACAUGUUCAAGUCUACUGAGGCGUGCUCGCUGUUUGCCAGUAGCAGUUUGAAUUAUAUAAUGUCCUUGAUGAUGUAGAGUUUGAAUCACAAUGAGUGGUAACUACAGUUGUUAAUAAAGCUGUAAACCACAAUGUAAGACAACAUAAAAACGAAGGGUGUAUCAAAAAGUUUUUGGAAUUUGAGUCUCAGAAAGAAUGUAGGAAUCUUCUAAUACAAAGGGAAUGGUUUCGUGUAAAAAUACAAUUAUACACUUGUCUAUAUUUCUGUCGUUUAUGACGGAAGCGAAUUCUAUAGCACAAUGUACUUGAAAUAUUAGUUGUUUAAAAAAUCUCAUUUUAGUGAUUGCUUGAUCAUUUAGGACUAACGGAGGAAUUAGAAGAAUGAAAAAUGUAUUCAACUUUGGCAUUUUUUAUUACACGCAAUGUCUAUCGUACAAUGGGUAUCCAAAAUAAGUAUUCGAAUAAUAAAAAGAAAUCUUAUUCCCUUUCUGUGUAAAAUAUUUGAUAAUUGCAACACAUCCACUAAUUCGUACAUGAUAUGUGUAACUGACUACAUACUUAGGAAUAAUAUUCAACAACAAAGAAACCCAGAUAAAUUUUUGUCAAAAGCUCCUGACCAUUAAGGUAGAAGACGUGAAGAAGAAAAAGAAAUGUCGAAUUUUAUAGCGUGUAAGAAGAAACAGUACUGAUUUAUCUGUCAAUAUUUUAUUAUUUCGUGUAAAUUGUAAGAUCUGAAACUUUCUGUUACUAGUUAAUGAAAUGUUUUACUGAACGAUAUUCGGUAAUACAGGGUGUUGUAGAAAUAUCAAACGUAUUAGGAAAAUUAGUAUAGUGAGAAAACAAUGUGAUCAAAGAGUAUACAUGAACAUUUAAAUUUUUUUAUAUUGUGAACGAGGUUCUAAAAAAUAUGAAAAUUAUAAGAAGCCUAUGAACACUCUGUAUUAAUAUUAAAAUAGAAAUAUAUUUCAUUUUUCUGGACACGGCUCUUAACGUUUUAUGGUUGCCAAAUUUUUGUAUUCUACUUAUUUUUUUCAGACAAUAAAAAAAGACAAAAUAUCAUUGGGUAUUUCAAAUACAAUCAAAUAUAGAUCUUGGGUAUAUUUUAAGGUAGUUGACAAUAUAAACAGAAUAAAAAUCGGAUAACUUUAUCAAAAUUAUACAUUUCAGAGAUUUACCCGUGAACUUUUAAGAGGAUAUCAAUAAAGCAUGUAGUGUUCCCAAUCUUCGAGAUAGUGCAGGAAGUAACAAUAGAACUUAUGCGUUUUCAUCCAGUAAUCAGCAGUGUUGUUUUUGAACUCAAUUGGUGAGAUGAACGAAAUAGAGAAAUCAGCAUCGAGCUGCAAUCAGUACAUAAACCAAGACUUCCAAAGAAAUGGGUUCAUAAGCAAUAAGUACAUGUAUAAAGCAUGUCUUUCAACAUCGAGGCUGAUUAUUUUUAAGUGCUGUUUAAACUUUCUCUCAUGAAGAUAAUCCUACUGAUAUAUUGUGAAGUCUUCAAAGGAAACAUGCUGUAAUAUAAGAUACUAUCAUGGAUUAGAGAUCUCAGCUCAGUAGAAAAUAUUGUGGAUGGACGUAGCUCAGCGGCAAAAUAUUGGCCUUCUACUAGUUCUUCCGUACGAGUUCGAAUCUCGACACCAAGACGACAUUUUCAUUUCUAAAACUGAUACCGUGCUUCGGAGGGCACGUAAAGCCGUUGUUCCCUCGACACUAGCUACUAAAGAUGCAAUUGGCGUCGGAACAAUCCCAAAGGAUCUCCCCGGCAAAAAUGCCAUACGAUAUUAUUAUACUGGGAAAUAAACCAAAGAACAACGGAUUUGUUUUAUUCAUAUCGUCAGAGAGCUCUAAAGUGUAAGAAAAUUCUCUUUAGAAUUUAAACAGCAAUUUAUUAAUGUUGUGCCUAAUUAGAUAUUUUUAAUAAUUUGAUUAGUUGUGAAUACUUAUUUUUUUACACAAGAUCCAUAUUUGAUUGUAAAUGAAUCAUAUAAGUGUUCGUUUACAUCAUUUGUGCAAUUUUGAUCGUUAAUUGGCAGCUAAUGACACAAAAGACGCUAAUUUAAUCGACAGUUUUAACUUUGUCAGAUAUACAAAUCAUCUAAUCUGAAAAAUUGCAAAAAUGAAAUGACACGCCUUUUAACUCAUCAUUAAGUAUAAACACUACUUGGUCUAUGAAAUGGGCCCUACCUUUAAAAUUUUUGAAUUUGAGAUUGUGCUUGUGAUUAAAAAACUUCCGGAAAAUUUUUGGUAGUUUCGGCCCAUUUUAUUCCUACAGUUUUUCUACUGUUGUCAUAUUAUAUACUUGUGAAUUAUCAAAAUAGUUUCUAUUCGUGCAAUUCGUACUGUGUAGAAGGCUUUUGUGCUAUCCUACAUAUGAUUCUUAAAACACUACUUUUACUUGUAUAUACUUUGAAAUUGAAGCUGAGUUUUAUAGAACAUGGAUGUUUUGUUAAUAUUUCAAUUAGUGACCUAAUUGGACUCAUUAAGAAGUUUAUAGAAUCAAACAUUACUCUAAAGAAGAGUUUGGGGCACAAGCAAAUGAUUUUGGAGGUUUUGAAGUUUCGAAUUUUGUUACAAUAAACCUAAAGUAAAUGAAUAAACAAUUUCUUACACAUCCAGAAAUAUGUAUUUCAAUGAUACGAUAAAAGCUUUGUUUUUUGAAUCACUAUAACCUAUAUCUUUCGUUUUCUUCUUUUUUUUUUGAUGUGAUAGGUAUAUUUAUUUUACUUUUGUCAUGAUGCGUAUUGAAUAAUUAAAUAAUUACUCCCAAACGGCUUGUGUAAAGUAUCAUUUUUUACUAAAUUUAAGAGAAUAUGGACUAUUCUUCUAGUAAGUACUGUUUUAGUUGAUAUUGUAAUAAUAAAAUUUAGUAUGUAGA
Messenger RNA from Diabrotica virgifera virgifera (western corn rootworm), 7069 nucleotides. It is a transcript of the gene Ubc2, whose product is annotated as ubiquitin-conjugating enzyme E2-24 kDa. Lineage: Eukaryota; Metazoa; Arthropoda; Insecta; Coleoptera; Chrysomelidae. Gene Ontology annotation, molecular function: ubiquitin conjugating enzyme activity. The transcript is spliced from 3 exons. Gene Ontology annotation, cellular component: nucleus. Bases 147 to 707 code for a protein of 186 amino acids. The record is from RefSeq and is a predicted model, not a curated record. Gene Ontology annotation, biological process: protein polyubiquitination.